Molecule: messenger RNA, 1724 nt
Organism: Seriola dumerili (greater amberjack)
Lineage: Eukaryota; Metazoa; Chordata; Actinopteri; Carangiformes; Carangidae
Gene: plbd1a
Product: phospholipase B domain containing 1
Exons: 12
Coding region: 129-1724 (531 amino acids)
Biological process (GO): phospholipid catabolic process
Cellular component (GO): extracellular region
Molecular function (GO): glycerophospholipase activity
Source: RefSeq, a predicted model, not a curated record
ACUCCUGCCGCCUCGGACUUUCCCUUCGCCACAAAACAACUUAUUUCCUCUUCGCCUGAGCCACCUUUGGACGAUCCUUGUCUCUUGUUUUGCAGUUGUUUUUGCGUUUUAGCGGCUCUCACACAGCCAUGCUUUCAGUAGAGAGACUGUGUGUUUUUCUUUUAUUCAACGCGGCUGCGACCUUCGUCUCUGCAGACAAGAUGACAGCAGCCACGGUGUACUGGGACUCCCAACACAAAAUGGUCCUGCUCAAGGAGGGGGUGCUGGAGACGGAGGGGGACGCGUACGGGUACCUGAACAACACCCUGUCCAGUACAGGCUGGAGUGUCCUGGAGAUCCGUGCCGGCUACGGAAAGACCCAGGAGACUGAUGACAUCACCUUCUACCUGGCCGGAUACCUGGAAGGUUUCCUCACUGCCCAGCAGAUGAUGGACCACUACACCAACAUGUAUCCGCAGCUGAUCCAAGACCCGAAGAUCCUCGGCCUGGUUCAGAGCUUCAUGGCGAAGCAGGAUUCAUGGGUCAGAGAGCAGGUGAAACUGAACAAGAGCUCUGAUCCUCUGUGGCAGCAUGCAGGCUUCAUCGUGGCCCAGAUGGACGGGCUGCAGGCAGGAGUGAGAGACUGGGCCAAGAAAGAAGGGAAAAAGCCGCUGACCCUGUUUGACGUCCAGUUCCUGAACUCGGUGGGAGAUCUGCUGGAUCUGAUCCCGGCCUUGGCGCCCGGCUCCAACCCUCCGCUCAGAGACUUCAAACUCCCAGGGAUGGGACACUGCUCUGCUCUCAUCAAGAUGCUGCCCGGCUUUGAGAACCUCCUGUUCGCCCACUCCAGCUGGUACACGUACGCUGCCACCAUGCGGAUCUACAAACACUGGGACUUCCACAUCGCUGAGCCCCACGCCGCCACGGGGAAACUGUCCUUCAGCAGCUACCCUGGUUUCCUGGUGUCUCUGGAUGACUUCUACCUCCUGGGCAGCGGCCUGAUGAUGACCCAAACCACCAACAACGUCUUCAACUCCUCCCUUUUCGACACUAUCACCCCCAAAAGCCUGCUGGCGUGGCAGAGGGUCAGGCUGGCUCACAGUCUGGCUCGUACCGGAGAGGAGUGGGCCGAAACCUUCUCCAUGUACAACUCUGGUACCUACAACAACCAGUACAUGGUGUUGGACAGGAGCAGAGUGAAGCUGGGCCACAGCGUUGAGGACGGCGCCCUGACGGUGGUGGAGCAGAUCCCCGGGCUGGUGGAGUACUCCGACCAGACGCAGGCUCUGCGCAGAGGUUACUGGCCGUCCUACAACAUUCCUUUCCACAAGAAGAUCUACACGCUGAGCGGCUACGGGGAGAUGUGGAAGGAGUACGGCGAGGACUUCUCCUACGAUCUCUGCCCCAGAGCCAAGAUCUUCAGACGCGACCAGGCCGAUGUCAAAGACCUGGACUCCCUGAAGCACAUCAUGAGGUUCAAUGACUACAGGAAGGAUCCAUACUCCAAAGGCGACCCCUGCAAGUCCAUCUGCUGCCGUAACGACCUGAGGUCAGAGCGGCCUUCACCAGGAGGUUGCUAUGACACCAAGGUGACAGAUUUUCAAAUGGCCGGGGACUUUCACGCGGAGGCGGUGAACGGGCCGACCACGCAGGACGGACUCCCGCCGUUCCUCUGGGAUAAAUUCAGCAGCAUCAGCCACAAAGGUCUGCCACGGUCCUACAACUUCACCUUCAUCAUGAGAUAA